AUGUUCUCCUCCCUCCUCACCAUCCUCAGCCUCUCCUCCACCGCCCUCGCAAUGCCUUUCGCAUCACCCCAAGCAGCAGCAUCCCAAACCAUCUCCGUCUCCUACGACGAGCGAUACGACCAGGGCACCUCCUCCCUAACCACCGUCUCCUGCUCUGAUGGCACCAACGGCCUAAUCACGCAGGGCUACUCGGACUUCGAAUCCCUCCCCAACUUCCCCCUAAUCGGAGGCGCGCCCACCGUCGAGGGCUGGAACAGCCCCAACUGUGGUAAAUGCUAUCAAUUGCACUACCAGAACGGGAAGGUUGAUAAAACGAUUAAUGUGCUCGCGGUGGAUUCUGCGGUCGGAUCGUUUAAUUUGGGAUUGCAGGCUUUGGAUCAGUUGACGGGUGGGAAUGCGCAGCAGUUGGGGAGGGUUGAUGCGACGUAUACGGAGGUUGAGGCGUCGCAGUGUGGUGUUUAG
Molecule: messenger RNA, 462 nt
Organism: Aspergillus ruber CBS 135680
Lineage: Eukaryota; Fungi; Ascomycota; Eurotiomycetes; Eurotiales; Aspergillaceae
Gene: aspf13
Product: allergenic cerato-platanin Asp F13
Exons: 1
Coding region: 1-462 (153 amino acids)
Source: RefSeq, a predicted model, not a curated record